AGCUGCAAACAGACGAUUUCAAGCUGAGUGCUGAGAACGAAGGGGAGAUGUUGAAGGAAGGAUUACGACUACGUUUGACAAACCAUUACCGAACCACUUUGGCCGACAUGCCGAUAUCUCCCAUUCUUGGAGAAAAGAACGCCAAACUCAACAAAUUCUACGUGGCACCGAAAAUUGUGGAGAAAGAUCAUAGAAAAAUCUGCAAAAAUGACAACAAAAGAAAGCAGUAAAAAUGUUGCAAAGUUUUCAGAUGUUUUCUUUAAAGAAGGUCAGUUGCUCAGAAAUAUUUUCCUCGUUGGUGAACCGGGCCAGGGAAAAUCUACUUUCUCCGUAAUGUGUGCCCUGGAUUGGACUCACCAAUAUUUACCAGCGGAGGAAAACGUCGGUAUUAAAACAAGCUUCGCCGACCCAGAAUUCUUCAAAGAGUUUGCAUUUUUGUUUCGAAUCACCUUACGAGAUUCAGGUAAAACGUGUGAUCUAGCACAAAUGAUCAAGGAUCAACUUAUACGUAAAAUCUACCACGAGAAGGAUGCCGAUGAUGGCUACCGGCUAUUACAGACGGUGCUGGAAAGUGAGAUAUGUUUAAUCAUAUCUGACGGCCUCGACGAAUGGACCCAUUCGGAAAACGUAAACUGUACCUGCACAUCUGAGGAAAAAGUCAUCCCUUUCCGAAAUUCGGCCAACAAGUCCACACUCCUCACGACAACGCGUCCUUGGCGACUGUCACAGUUUAGAGUGCAGGAUUCAAAGAUCGACAAAUAUCUUGAAAUAGAAGGAGCUGCAGACACAGAGCAACUCGUGGAAAAUAUCCUCACCAUCCUUAAUGAGGGAAAUACGGAUGAACGGACACCAGAGGCUUUCAUGGAAAUGGUGUCAGAGAAGAAUCUUAAAGGAUUAUUGUCAGCACCUAUCAGUAUCACCCAGCUCGUGUGCCUGUGGUUCGAGGGCAAAUCGUUAACCGAUUCAAAGUGUGACAUUUAUGCUGGCGUGAUAAACAUGCUAUCAUGUAGACUUAGUUAUAUGCAAAGCGGGAAUAACAUUCCGGAAAUUGAACUGCCAUCCGUAUUAAAGGAACAUGAAUGCUUCAUGCAAAAUCCCAUGGUUUACCUCGCGCUGGCAAAGUUAGCAUACACAACUUUGUAUUCAGAGUGCAGAGAUUCCUCUGUUGUUUUCAGCAACAAAACAGUCAACGCUUUGUUAAACAGGGAGCAGGUUGAAUUUGCAUUGAAGUCAGGCUUACUAACGGAGAAGAAAUCCAACUCAUUGAUCAAGAGAUCAUCUCACUUUUCAUUCUUUCAUAAAACACUUCAAGAGUUUUUAGCGGCUCUUCAUUUAUGUUUGAAUGAAAACGACUUCAGUCAGCUAUCAAGCAAGUACGAACAAGAUAAUAAGGAAAAUAUCUUUGGAGAUGACAUUUAUUUUCAUAUUAGAGAGGCUGAACUACUUCAGGACCUGAUUCUCUCCGAACACCGUGAAGCCAGGGCGAACAACUAUGGUGACAUACCGCUCUAUCUCGCACACUUCGAGAUUGAUAGUGACGAGGAUGCCGUAGUGUUAAAAAAGCUGAUGAUGAUAAACAAGGAACGUUUUCAGUCACUAGACAUCGAUAGAUGCAAUGAUCAAAUUAAUGGGGAAGAGCUGCAGGAGGUAAUCACAUCCUCCUCCGACUCCCUCAAAGCAGUGGGACCGUGUAGACGUGAUGGGCAGUAUGACCUGUCCCAGUGUCACAGGCUGGAACAUCUGUAUAUAGAGGGGUACAAUACAACACGUGUGCAGGUUGAUCCAACAAAUAUUACAACAUGUGACUUAGAUAGUGUAUCAUCGAAUGUUGAAAUGUACAUAUUAAGAUUAUUUAAACACGAUCAAAGGUGGAGUAAACUACAACAUGUUGAUUUAGGUGACGUUAAGAAUGUCCAGUUACUUGUGGAUACACUACCAAGUCUCCCUCAGUUACAAAGCCUUGUGAUAUAUCAUACAGAUCUAGGUGAGCUCCACCUCCUCCCUCCAGCCUCCAUCACCGAUAUUACACUUGGGUGGGUGACAAUGACAGCGGAGGCGAUGCGGAGUCUGAUAGAGACGAUGAAGAACAUACCACACACCAUUACAUGCGACAUGAUGGUCUGCACGGUGAAACCUGCCAGUGAGAUGAAAGACAUCCGAGAACAUAUGGACAGUUCGCCGUCAUUCGAGGUUCUCAGAUUUGUCGAUACGAGUGAACGGCUUUAUUUCAGAUUCACCAAAAUGUGA
Molecule: messenger RNA, 2247 nt
Organism: Mya arenaria
Lineage: Eukaryota; Metazoa; Mollusca; Bivalvia; Myida; Myidae
Exons: 3
Coding region: 208-2247 (679 amino acids)
Source: RefSeq, a predicted model, not a curated record